Ostreococcus lucimarinus CCE9901 is the source of this 2580-nucleotide messenger RNA. RefSeq lists its product with no specific name. The coding region runs from base 1 to 2580 and encodes 859 amino acids. The record is from RefSeq and is a predicted model, not a curated record. The transcript has a single exon. Lineage: Eukaryota; Viridiplantae; Chlorophyta; Mamiellophyceae; Mamiellales; Bathycoccaceae. Gene Ontology annotation, molecular function: protein binding.
AUGACGGCGGUGGCGGCGGCGGCGACGGCGCCAGCGGGGGCGGCGGAUGGGGAAAAACCAGACGCGCGCGCGACGGAGGCGGGAGAUGGGGCGAUGACGGACGCGCCGAAUACGCCCGCGGAGGAUGGGGCGAUCACGGAGGCGGCGGCGGCCGCGGGUGCGAACGCGGCGGCGGCGACGUGGCCGGCGAACGCGGUGUCGGCGGCCCGCGGGGAGAUCUUGUUGACGCUGAAUCAGUCGAUGAAGGCGCCGAAAGGGUACGCGUACAUGCCGGCGGGUGAUUACGCGGCGUUUGACUCGAAUUGGUUGGAGAGUAAGAAACGCGUGCGUAGACCGUCGGCCAAGGUAGAUGACGGGAUGUUCGCGUCGGGCGACGACGAGGGCGGCGGGAUGUUUGCGGCGCCGGGCGACGAUUCGGCAAAGCUUCCAGAAAAACCGGACGAAGAGUGUACGGAAGAGGAGCUUGCUUUGCGGAAGCUGCAACGCAAAGAGCAAAAGCGUCGUAAGAAGGAAGAGUUGGCGAAGCGUCUCGCGGCCAUCGAGGAGGCCAAGACCAAGGUGGCGGAAAUCGAGGCGAAGAAGCAGUUACAAUUCGCCAGGUUACCUCCGCCGCGUCCGGCGUCGGCGCGACCGAUCAAGGCGACGCAACCGUACGAUGGUUACGGCGUCUCGUCCUACGGGUCGAAGAAGAAGGGCUCCGCGGCAAAUCUUGCGGGCGUCAAGAAGUUAAGGGAUGGCCGCGCUGUCACGACGCAGCGUUUGCAAAAGGAGUACGAAGUUGAGCAGGCGCGCGACGCUCGACGCAAGGAAAUGAUAAGACGUUGCCGUGAAGUUUUAAUAGCGUCGAAGAAGCACAAGUAUCACAAGAUUUUCCUUGUGCCGGUCGACCCGAAAAAGCAUGGGGUGCCAGACUACUUUGACAUCAUCAAGAACCCGAUGGAUAUGGGCACGGUGAAGACGAAGCUCGACACCAAGGCAUAUCUCAACCCCGCUGAGUUUUGCGCCGACAUGCGCUUAAUCUUCUCCAACGGCCUUCUGUACAACGGCACGGCGUCAGAUGCUGGCGUCAUGACUGAAACCGUCCGCCAGUUAUUCGAAACCGCGUGGUUGAAUAGCGAUCUCGAAGACUACGUCUCAAUCGAAAACGAAAUUCGAGAGCACGAGGACAUUGAAAUUCGCAACACGCCCGCCACGCCCAUCAGUCUUGAGGUGGCUGUCCUCGAAGACGCUAGAGCGGAACUCGAAAAGGUCAGACGCGAGAUUGAGGAACUGAAGCGCGCCAAGCAAGAAGUUAUAUACAAGGAAGACGACGAAGAUGAUUGGGACGACGAACCGAUGCCGCGACCAAAGUCUCGGUCUCGCGGGGCGGUCAAAAGACAAAGAGACCCAGAUGAAGAUCCCGACUUCGACUUCGAUGACGCGCGCAUGGAUGAAGACACUUACAAGGAGUACAAGGAGGAAGGCCGGAUUCGAAAGGAAAUCAAGCGAGAGCGUGGAUUCAGGAGCGAAGGAGGCUACUCGCGUCCGCGACCGGCGCCGACGCCCUCGCGCGAUAUGACUUUUGAUGAAAAGUCUGAGCUCACAAUGUUGCUUGGAGAACUUCCCGAAGACAAGCAGGAUCGAGUCGUACAAAUUGUUAGUGAAGCGAAACAAGCUUUGGGCCAAGGGGAGGAAGAUGAGAUCGAAAUCAACAUCGAAGAGCUUCCCGCGGCCACGCUCUGGAAACUUCACAAAUACGUCAAUGGCGUGCUUCGUCCGAAGAAGCGUAAGCUCAACGCCGCUGAGCAGCUUCUUGAGGCGAAAAUGCGUGAAGCGCAAGCCGCGCGCGAGCUUGCGGCUGUCGAGCAAACAUUGCAGCAGGUUCAAGAGACCGGAGGAAGCUACCAAGACGUCGUUCAUCUCAACAGCGCCGGGCCGUCGGCUCAAAAGCCAGAAAAGAAACCGGUCGACGACGACUCCGAUACCGACACCGAUUCCGGAGAUUCGGAUUCAGACACUUCGAGCAUGGAUAGCGCGGAAGGUGCUGGCAGUAAUCCGGAGAAGCGCGCCGCCGUCACCGGUGCCGCCGCGCCCGUCGACCAGUCGUCUAACCAGUUCGCCAAGGAGGCUCCGGGCAUCAAACAAAACGUCUCCAAGGCGGCGGUGAACGUCCAAAAUCCGUCAGGUUGGGAAAAUCUGGCGAGUUCUGACGCGCCAGUGAACGCGAGCGCGCAAGCGGCGACGCAGGAUGCCAUUCCGGAUGACUUGUGGAAUGAGUUCGAAGCCGCGGCUCAACAAAAGCAACAACUCGACGAAUCCAGAAAAGAGGACGAGGCGCAGGCGCAAGCCGAGCGCGAGCGACUGGAAGCGGAAAAGAAAGCAGCUGAAGAGGCGAAAAAAGUUGCCGAAGAAGCCGCAAAGCAAGCCGAGGCCAAGGCGCGAGAAGAGGCGCGCGCCAAGGCGCGAGAGGCGCUCGAAAACCAAGAGCAAACCAUCGAUCUCGAGGAACAACGCAUCGCGAUGAAGCAGUUCGGAGGCGACGGUAUGGGCGGAAUGAUCGGAUCCAUCGAUCCGAGCAAGCUCAAGCAAGGCUCGGAGUGA